Messenger RNA from Durusdinium trenchii, 1423 nucleotides. The record is from the annotation of a GenBank genome assembly. NCBI's taxonomy places the organism in Eukaryota, Dinophyceae, Suessiales, Symbiodiniaceae.
CUGUUUUCUAACCUCUUCUCUUUUUGGAAUACCCGACCCAGCGGUGCUCGGAGCAAUGCCUUGGAGCCGUUGCUUGGCGCCGGUGCUGCCGUCACUGAGCCGAAGAAGUCGUUGCGAGGAGCCCUCCGACUCCGAGCCACCGACUCAGCGACCCCCACGGGUGGUGGUGGUGGGCGCAGGGCUCACCGGAUGCCUCACAGCAGCACUGCUGAGGCGAUCGCUCCCCCAGCUGGAACUACAGGUGUGGGAAAGGGCAACAUAUCCUUCAGGUCGCUUUGGUGCCGGUUUGGCAUUUGAGGGUCACUGGCUAGACCUGGGCGCACAGGUCUUGUCACUGAUAGAGGUGGAUUCAGGCCAUCCAAAUGCUGGGGCAGAUGGACACAACUUGCAGAGCUCUGACCUUUGUAGUGCGUGGGAAGAAGUUCAGAAGAUGGUGUCGCAAAGCUUCCUACAUCGAGUGCCUGAUGACAUGCUCGCAGCCACGGAGGAGCGGAUGAAGUACACAGGUUUGUGGGCUCAUUUCUGGUGCCACCAGGGCUUUGGGGCUUUGCAGCGGCGCUACCUAGCAGAAGCUCGUGCCGAGCUGCGUCAUGGCCGUGUGGAUGCGGUCGCUGAUGGAACGUUGGUGAUUACCAAGAGACCCAGUGGACAAGUCUUGCGGGAGGAGGCGGACUUGGUGAUCCUAGCGGUGCCCGCGCCCGAGGUCCUGCGCGUGACCGGACCGGGGCGGUGGCCGGCGGUGGCUGCGGCGUUGGAGCGGAUCCGCUAUGACCGGCGCAGCGCGGUGGGCGUGGCCUUGGACCACGCACUGCUCCUGCCAGUGGCUGAUGCCUUUGCUGGCGCAGCUGAGAUGUCCUUGGAUCUUCCUCAAUAUGUGGAAGCAGAUGACAAAGUACAUUUGAUUGCCUGGCAAAACGUGAAACGCAUGGAAUGCCAUGGCGUGUCCAGUACCUCGAUUCCGCAUGGAGAUCCCAUUCUUUUGGUGGUGCACUCCACCACCAGCGAACCCAAUUUCCACCUGAGCGACGCAUUGAAGGCAGUGAGCCAAGUCUUGGGUGUGCCAUCGUCGUUGGUGGAGGGCCUUGUUCUGAAAUCCAAAAUGGUCGAUUGGACCUCCUGUCAGAUGGUACAGCCCUUGGAAAGCAUCCCCACAAAUCUCCGGGUGGAGGAGCCAUGUUUACAGCAUGGCCGCGUCAUUGUGGCAGGAGACUUUUGGUCUCAAAGUAGCUUCUUAGGCUGUUUUUGUUCGGCCAAAGCUGCCGUGCGUUGUGCUGUAACAAAUCUGGAGGCAAAAGAAGUGAUGCCUGAGGAAGCCAGAGCAGAGCUGAAUGUUAACGGCUCCAUUUGUCUCGAUCUAGAUUUAGAAUUUAUAGAACGGCAUUUUCUGUAAUAGCAGGGUGAAGGGAACAAGCUCUUGACACCG